AUGAUUCUCUUCAAUAUUGAGGAGGAUGUUCAGGAGCUUGUCAGGAUCUCCCGAAGGGCUGAACAACGUUCACUCAAUGCCGAUGACCAGCAUUGGUUGAAGACACUCAAUGCCACCGACCCUAGUCUUGAUAAAGUUCGGAUCGAGGAGGCCAAAGGUUGGCUCGUUCGAGACUCAUACAGCUGGGUGCUCGACCACGUGGACUUUCAGACAUGGAAGGAUUCAAAAGACGCCCAGCUUCUCUGGAUCAAGGGUGAGCCCGGCAAAGGCAAAACGAUGUUGCUGUGCGGAAUCAUUGAUGAGCUUUCAAGAACAGCCAUGCAUGACACAAAUAUUGCAUAUUUCUUUUGCCAAGCAGACAGGAGCUACCUUGACAAUGCCACAGCAGUUUUGCGAGGGCUGAUCAAUAUGCUCGGCAGGCAACAACCCUCACUGAUCACCCAUAUCCGCGACGGUUUUUUCGAGGGCGAGAAUGCGUGGUAUGCGUUACUCAGAGCAUUCACGAAUAUUCUUGAGGAUCAGCAUCUACAAAGCACGUACAUAAUUAUCGACGCACUUGAUGAGUGUAAGACCGACUUGAGCCGACUGCUUCAUGUUAUCGUUGAAAAAUCGUCGGUGUGUCCACAUGUCAAAUGGCUUGUCUCCAGCCGAAAUUGGCCGGAUAUUGAAAGAGAUCUCCGUGGUACCGCGCAGCUACAGCUUCGCCUCGAACUUAACGCGAGCACUUUAUCGUCCGCCGUUGAAAUUUUUGUCCAGCACAGAGUGAAGGCGUUGGCAGAUAAACACGACUACGGCCCUGAUAUGCAGAACGAUGUCCAGCAUUAUUUAGUCUCGAGGGCAAGUGGCACUUUCCUAUGGGUAGCCUUGAUUUGCGACCAACUCACCAAGACUCGAAAAUGGAACGUUAUGAAACGCCUGGAAUAUUUUCCUCCUGGUCUCAAUGAGCUUUACAAGCGGAUGUUGAACCAGAUCAGCAGAUCGGACGAUGCUGAAAUAUGCAAGUCUAUCCUCGGUGUUGUCGCAAGUGUUUACCGCCCCAUCACGUUAGACGAACUGGCAUCUUGUAUGGAUCUGCCCGAGGAAGUGAGGGAGGACGAAGGGACUCUAGUAGAGGUGAUAGAGCUUUGUGGCUCUUUUCUGACGCUACGAGGACGCACAAUUACUUUGGUCCAUCAGUCGGCCAAGGAUUUUCUCAUAGGCGACGCUGUUGAUGAGAUCUUUCCUGACAAGCAACAAGAAAGUGUACACUCUUCCAUCUGCUUCAAGUCGUUACAAGUUAUACAGACCCUUCGACGCGAUAUUUAUGGCCUGGUUGCCCCGGGAUAUGCAAUCGAUCGGGUCCGACAGCCAGAUCCAGAUCCCCUCGUUGCCGCACGCUACGCAUGUGUCUACUGGGUUGAUCAUCUAGCCAAGUGUUCUCCUAGGCAGCUGGCGCAGAUGAAUUUUCAAGAUAAUGGGCCGAUUGGGAUGUUCUUCUGUCAAGACUACCUUCACUGGCUCGAGGCUUUGAGCCUAUUAGGAAGCCUAACACAGGGAGUAGCUUCAAUACUGAAGCUUGAGAACCUGUUGAAGGCGACAGCAACAGCAAACCCCGAGUUGGUCAGUAGAGUUCAAGAUGCAAAGCGCUUUAUUCUAUAUCAUAAGAUCGCGAUCGAGAACCACCCGCUCCAAGUAUACAGCUCUGGACUCAUAUUUAGUCCAGUCCAGAGUAUAACCAGGUGUCGAUUUCAGACACAGGUACCAGAUUGGGUGGUCGUAAAGCCAAAGAUGGAAGAAAGUUGGAGUCUAUGCCUACAGACACUGGAAGGUCACAGUGACGAUGUCACAUCAGUCGUCUUCUCUCAUGACUCUAAGCUACUCGCUUCCAGCUCAGAGGAUCGCACUAUGAAGCUCUGGGAUCCCAGCACCGGAAAGUGCCUGCAGACACUAGAAGGUCAUAAGGACGGGGUGAACUCGGCUGCCUUCUCCCAUGACUCCAAGAUACUCGCCUCCAGCUCAGAAGAUCGGACUAUCAAGCUCUGGGAUACUAGCAGUGGAAACUGUCUACAAACUUUGCAUCAUAAAAGCCGUGUCUUUUCAGCUCGAUUCUCCCACGAUUCUAAGCUACUUGUCUCUGUUGUAUUUACUGGGGAGCUCAGUCUCUGGGAUGCUCGUUCUGGGCACUGCCUAGAGGUUCUAUGUGGCCGUGGCUGUCACAACUCAUUUACCUUCUCUCAUGACUCUAAGCUACUCGCCUAUGCCUCUGGUAGUACCACUCUUAAUAUUUUUGACACUGUGGAAAUGCGCAGCUUCAAUAUUCUGGAAGGUCAUGGUGGCCGGGUUCAUUCAGUUGCCUUCUCUCAUGACUCCAAGCUGCUGGCCUCCGCCGCCGGGGAUCAUACCAUUAAGAUCUGGGAUACUAGUACCUUCAAGUGCUUGCAGACUCUUGAAUACUUCAGCGGCUAUAAGCCUCAUGUGAUAUUUUCCUAUGAUUCCAAGCUCCUCCUACUCGCUUCUAAUGUAUUGGGUGCUAUUAGCAUAUGGGAUCCUGCUACAGGACAGUGCUUACAGACUCUAGACGAUCAUAGUGGCCGGACUGGUUCAAUCUGUUUCUCCACUGACUCCGCGCUACUCGCCUCUGGUUCUAAGCAUACUGUCAGAAUCUGGGAUAGUGGCACCCGGCAGUCCUCACAGAACCUAGAGACUGAUGAUGCUACUGUCUAUACACUCGUCUUCUCCCCUGAUGCUAUGAUGCUUGCAUCUAGGACAAGCGGCUCCGUCAAGCUCUGGGAUACCAAUAGUGGUCAGUGGCUUCAUACUCUGGGUAUGACCAAUGGGUCUGUAAAUAUAUUGGUCUUCUCCCGUGAUUCCAAGCUACUUGCCUAUUACUUCCAGAAUACCAUCAAUCUUUGGGAUACCAGCAGUGGGGAGUGCCGAACAACUUUAGAUGGCCAUUUUUCUGAUGUUGUUUCUAUAGCCUUCUCCCAUGACUCCGGGAUACUCGCCUCUGGUUCGGACUAUGAAGAAGGCAAGAUUAAGCUUUGGGAUACUGGCACGGGAAGAUGUCUACAGACACUUGAGGACCGUGGUUUUCCUGUUACUUCGGUUGCCUUCUCCCACGAUUCCAAGCUGCUUGUAUCUGGUUCCUUCUUUCAUAUUGGUCUCAUAGUCUGGGAUACUAGCAGUGGGAAGCGGCUGCAGACUUUGAAGGGUCAUAGAUUGGGUUGCAUCGAAUCACUCGCCUUUUCUUCCGAUUCUAAGCUUCUUGCCUCCUACGCAGCAGACCACAGUAUCAGUCUCUGGGACACUGAUACUUGGCAGUGUCUCCAGGUUUUGGAUGGCCAGGGCAUUUCUUCCAUCCAUUUUGACAUCUCCGACCCAUGCCUUCUUCUAACUAACAGAGGCAGUAUCCGAGUGCCCUUGGUUGUUGAGAACGAAUCACCCCAAGGAGUCCCAGUAGUACCACAAUUCCAAGCAUUGGGCGUCAGUCUCGAUGGGAGCUGGAUUAAGUGGUGUUCGGAGAACCUACUGUGGUUACCACCGGAGUAUCGUCCGUAUGUAGUUACUGUGGCAGCCUCGCAGUCAGCUAUUGCUAUUGGCUGUCGAUCAGGGCUAGUUUUCAUACUCAGGAUUGAUGCCCAAAAGCUUUUACAGUAUCUUGCUGGGGAUUGA
Messenger RNA from Aspergillus homomorphus CBS 101889, 3651 nucleotides. RefSeq names its product WD40 repeat-like protein. The coding region runs from base 1 to 3651 and encodes 1216 amino acids. Gene Ontology annotation, molecular function: protein binding. Lineage: Eukaryota; Fungi; Ascomycota; Eurotiomycetes; Eurotiales; Aspergillaceae. The record is from RefSeq and is a predicted model, not a curated record. The transcript has 3 exons.